This is a messenger RNA of Drosophila mojavensis, 869 nucleotides long. Its product is annotated as neuronal calcium sensor 2. Gene Ontology annotation, molecular function: calcium ion binding. The record is from RefSeq and is a predicted model, not a curated record. Lineage: Eukaryota; Metazoa; Arthropoda; Insecta; Diptera; Drosophilidae. The coding region runs from base 250 to 810 and encodes 186 amino acids. The transcript has 5 exons.
UCGCGCAUGCGCAUAAGUCAAUCUUUUUUAGUCCUUUGGUUCACUUAGCGUUAACAACUAACUGGGAAAUAGUUUGACAAAAACUUUUCUAAAUCACUCAGAAUAAAAACGCAAUGUAAAUACCAUUAAAAUAAAAUACAUAUCGUAAACAUAAUGCAAUAUUAUUAAAAAAUAUUAAUAUUGAUUUAACGUCUAACUACUUAUAAUACCUUUGAGCAAAACGCGUAAUAGUGAAAAUCUACAUAUUCAAUGGGGUGCUUAAGUAGUAAAGAUCGCCUGACAAAAGAGGAUAUGGAGUUUUUGAAAACUCACACUCGGUAUGAUGAAGCCACUAUAAAAGAAUGGUACAAAGGAUUUAAGCAAGACUGUCCCAAUGGUCGUUUGACUCCAGCUAAAUUCGUUGACAUGUAUAAAAUGUUUUUUCCAUCUGGAAAUGCAGAAGAAUUUUGUGACCAUGUUUUUCGUACAUUCGAUAUGGAUAAAAAUGGUUAUAUUGACUUUAAGGAAUUUUUACUUGCAAUAGAUGUUACUUCUAGCGGCACACCAGAAGAGAAAUUAAAGUGGGCGUUUAGGAUGUACGAUGUCGAUGGGAAUGGCGUUAUUGACAUUCAAGAAAUGACAAAAAUUGUUCAGGCAAUCUAUGACAUGCUAGGCGCAUGCUCAUCAAAUCGUCCCGCUGAUUCAGCUGAGGAGCGAGCAAAAAAUAUAUUUGCUAAGAUGGAUGAAAAUAACGAUGGUCAAUUAACCCAAGAUGAAUUUUUAAAGGGAUGUUUGCAAGAUGAAGAGUUGUCUAAAAUGCUGGCCCCUUAAAUAUUUAUAUCCUAUAAUAUGUGUGUAUUUGAUGAAAUCAGUAAUGAAAUGUAUAAAUA